This is a messenger RNA of Fonsecaea nubica, 1152 nucleotides long. RefSeq lists its product as hypothetical. Bases 1 to 1152 code for a protein of 383 amino acids. The transcript is spliced from 2 exons. Lineage: Eukaryota; Fungi; Ascomycota; Eurotiomycetes; Chaetothyriales; Herpotrichiellaceae. Gene Ontology annotation, molecular function: GTPase activity. The record is from RefSeq and is a predicted model, not a curated record.
AUGGCGACCUCCCCUGUCGCUGUUGUCUGCAUUGGCAUGGCCGGAUCGGGCAAAACUACCUUCAUGCAGCGCAUCAACAAUUACCUACAUGUCAACAAGAAGAAACCCUAUGUGCUCAAUUUGGAUCCGGCUGUGGUCAACGUCCCAUUUCAGCCCAACAUCGACAUCCGCGAUAGUAUCAACUACAAAGAAGUUAUGAAGCAGUACAACCUUGGCCCUAAUGGAGGCAUCUUGACGUCUCUCAAUCUAUUUGCGACCAAGAUUGAUCAAAUCAUCUCUCUGCUUGAAAUGCGAGCAAAUCCGCUUCCAGAUAGCAAAGUGCCCCCGCCACACCAUUUCUUGGUCGAUACACCAGGCCAGAUUGAAGUCUUCGUCUGGUCUGCUUCAGGCAGCAUUCUCCUUGAAUCGCUUGCAUCCUCCUUUCCUACCGUCAUCGCCUACAUCAUCGACACACCACGCACAUCCUCCACAUCGACAUUCAUGUCCAACAUGCUCUACGCGUGCUCGAUACUAUACAAAACGAAGCUUCCAAUGAUUCUUGUUUUCAACAAGACGGACGUUCAGGACGCUGAUUUUGCAAGAGACUGGAUGACAGAUUUUGACAAAUUCCAAGAAGCACUCAAUGAGGAGCAGAAAAAAGGUGUUUUUGGCGGUGAGGGUUUCGGUGGAGGGAGCGGUUACAUGGCGAGCCUUCUCAAUAGCAUGAGUCUCAUGUUGGAGGAGUUCUAUUCUCAUCUGAACAUGGUGGCAGUCUCAAGCAUGACCGGAGAGGGUGUUGACGAAUUUUUUGAGGCCGUGGAGGAAAAGAGGAAGGAGUUCGAAAGGGAUUACCGCCCGGAGCUAGAGAAGAGACGGAAAGAACGUGAGAAGGAGAGCGCUGCGAAACGAGAACACGACUUGACGAAAGUAAUGAAAGACAUGAAAAUGGAUUCCAGUGCAAAGUCCGAUGACAAUGCCACAAAAGAAGAAUCCGAUGGCACUGACGACGAGGAACUUGUCGAUGCAGACGAUUUUCCUGAUGCGGACCGACAAGACGAUGAGGAAGGCUUGAAGCAGCGAUACAGGAACGCUCUACGUGAACAAGGCAUCCAAGUCGACGAUGAUGAUCCAACAAUCGCAAGAAUGCUAGCAGCAACGCGGCGAGCAGGAUGA